Scutellospora calospora is the source of this 2346-nucleotide messenger RNA. NCBI's taxonomy places the organism in Eukaryota, Fungi, Glomeromycota, Glomeromycetes, Diversisporales, Gigasporaceae. The record is from the annotation of a GenBank genome assembly.
AUGAGGUUUCGAACAGAACAACACCUUUCGUUCGGUCUUAAAAAUAGAUAUUUGGGCGAAGCAGCUAAAACUCAGGAGAUCUCAAAUUUUAAGAAUACUGUUGGGUCUUUAAAACGGCUCGUCUGUUAUUCUUUUCAAGAUAAGGAGCUUCAAGAAAUCGAAAGACAAUAUAUUAAUGCAGAGUUGACAGAAGAAAAUGCUCAAGUUGCUGUCAAGGUACAAUAUCUUGGUGAAGAACGAGUAUUUACUAUUACGCAAUUGGUUGCUAUGUACUUUACUAAACUUAAGGAUAUUACUUCUGCGGAGCUUAAAAUUCCAAUUUCCGAUGUUGUAAUUUCUGUUCCUGGCUGGUUCACAGAUGCUCAGCGCCGUAGAAUUCUUGAUGCAGCUGAGGUCGCCGGUCUAAAUUGUUUGCGUUUGCUCAAUGAUACUAGUGCAUCAGCAUUAGGUUAUGGUAUUACAAAGACAGACCUACCUGAGGACAAAGAUAAACCUCGUAAUGUCGUGUUUGUCGACAUUGGUUACUCGAGUUACAGUGUGGCGAUUGUUUCUUUUAUUAAGGGACAAUUAACAGUUAGAUCAACUGCUUACGAUAGACAUCUUGGUGGGCGAAAUUUUGAUCAGGUUUUAGUUGAACAUUUUUCUGAAAUAUUUAAGGAAAAAUACAAAAUUGAUAUAAAAUCAAAUCAAAAAGCACUUUUUCGACUUCGUACAGGUGUAGAGAAACUGAAAAAAGUUCUUUCAGCUAAUGCUCAAGCACCUAUCAACGUCGAGUCAAUAAUGAAUGAUAUCGAUGUCAGUGCUAUAAUGUCUCGUGAUGAAUUUGAAGAAUUGUCUAAGCAUCUUCUUGACCGUAUAGAAGGACCGCUUGAACAAGCAUUUAAAGAAUCAGGACUUUCUUUAGCCGAUAUUCAUUCAGUUGAAGUAGUUGGUGGAUCAACGCGUAUUCCAGCAGUUAAAGAAAGAAUUUCCAAAUUUUUUGGACAAGAACUCAAAUAUACUCUAAACCAAGAUGAAGCAAUUGCUCGUGGAUGUGCACUUCAAUGUGCUAUUCUUUCACCAGUAUUUAAGGUUCGCGAAUUCACUGUUCAAGAUAUUACACCUUAUCCUAUCAAAAUUACGUGGGACAGAAUACCCGAAAUUCCUGAUGAAGAAUCCGAGCUUGUCGUGUUUCAAAAAUCAAAUAUCAUUCCGUCUACAAAAAUCUUAACAUUUUAUCGAAAGGAGCCAUUUGAUAUUGAAGCUUACUAUUCUGAACCAGAUAAAGUACCUUGUUCUAAUUCUUGGGUUGGGAAAUUUUCUAUUAAACGAGUAACACCCACAGAAAAGGGAGAUUUAAGUAUAGUUAGAGUUAAAGCCAGACUCAAUAUGAAUGGAAUAAUUUCCGUGGAUAAUGCCCAUAUUGUAGAAGAGGUAAUAAAGGAAGAAAAAGAAGAAACAACUACCGAACCACAACCGAUGGAUACAGAUGGUACGCCUUCAGAAAAUGCCAAGCCUCCAAGUCCACCAGUUAAGAAAGUAAAAAAACUCGUAAAGAAAGGAGAUUUACAAAUUGUUACUUCACAUAAUGGAUUGGAGAAAUCAAUCCUCUCACAAUAUAAAGAGCAAGAGGGACAAAUGAUUGUAUCCGAUAAGCUUGUAGCUGAUACAGAGACUCAAAAGAACGCACUUGAAGAAUACGUUUACGAUACUCGAUCCAAAAUGGAAUCGAUCUAUCAUGACUUUGUCAAUAUUAAUGAUAAAGACACAUUCAUUAAAUUACUUAAUGAUACUGAAAACUGGCUUUAUGACGAAGGGGAAGAUGCCAGUAAAUCAGUAUAUGUUGAAAAACUUGACCAAUUGAAAACUUACGGAGGACCCAUCGCUGAACGAUACCGUGAAGCAGAAGAACGACCAAGGGCCGAACAAUCACUACGAGAAAGCAUAAAUUCAUUUAUUCUCAGCGCAACCGGUAAUGAGGAAAGGUUUUCACAUAUUCCUGAAGAAGAAAAAAAGAGCAUUAUUGAAAUGGCAACAAAAACAUCUGAUUGGUUGAAUGAGAAAUUAAAAGCACAAGAAUGUUUGCCAAAACAUGAACCUCCAGCAGUCUUUUGUCGAGAAAUUUACAAGGAGCGUGAGGUUAAACCCGAAGAGCCUAAAUCCGAAGAACCCAAUCCUGAAGAACCGAAGUCUGAAGAAUCCAAAUCUGAAGAACCCAAUUCUAAAGAAACUAAACUUGAAGAAAUGCCAAUUUCAGAGGAUAUUUUAGAUGUUCAAAAUACAGACAAAUCUAAAGAAGAAAAGGAAGGUGAUAAAGAAAUUACUAAUAAAGACGAAAAUGAAGAUACGAUUAUGAGUGUUGAUUAA